ACGUUUCCAAGGUGUUGGAUAACGAUACAAACAUGACCCACUUGAAACCUUCGUGUACAAAAGUUAAACAGUUAAAACACGGUCUCUCAAUUUUUUAUUAAUCUCUAUUGGUAGAAAUGGCCGAGGAGGAGAACUCGUGGGUUUUCGAUUCCCUCGUGUGUUUUUUAAAAGGUCCCAUAUGGGAUGCACCAAUUCAAAAUUUCAUAGAAGAAAAGUCUCUGAUUUUUGAACCGAAUAACGUCGAAAAUGAAGAUGAUUACCAUAAGAUUUUUGAUGAAUACAAAAACUUGGUUGACUUUAUGCUGGGAAAUUUUAUGGAAGACAUUGGUAUUACUCCAGCACAAUUCGAAUAUGCUUGUUUUAAAAGUCGGCAACAUCAUCAUUCCCUCAGAUUUGACCAAAGUACUUUUGAGCAAAUAUGGGCAGCAAAUAACUACAAUAUGUUCAAACGAAUGAUGACACAGAGAAACGUGGAACUUCAGCUUCAAGCUUUAGAACUGAUCGAGAAAAAAUAUGGCAUCUUACCCCAGUCAUUUGUUCCUUCCAAAAAGGAAACCGAUGUUCACAUUGAAAGCCUACCACAGGAAACUCCAUCAAUUUCUGGUAAAACAAAAGAUAUCGAGAAGGUCAUAUUGAACGAAGUUGCCAAGAAAUUUGUGGAAGAGGAACCUUCAGAAGCACCAGAAAUUAAAUCACUUCUGGAAGAAAAAGAAAUUUUAGAAAGUACAAGAGAUAAAAUUUCAUCAGAACACCCUGAAACAGAGGACGUUGAAGCAGUGGUUACCCAGAAAGAGGAUAUAGCGUUACCUGAAACCACACAGAUCAAAAAAGAUGAACUUCAAGAUGCAAACAAGGAAACUAGAGUUGAAAAAAUCAAAGAGCAAGAUGUGGCAGUUAGUGCUCAAAGAAACCUUGUUCAACCAGAGAAAUAUGAAAUCAAAUCAUCAAGUGUUAAACAAGUCGAUCAACUUGAACUAAAGAAAAGACAGGAAUAUUUGAGGAAACAGAGAGAUAAAUUAGUUGCGUUGAAAAAGGAAGAACGAAAAAAGCAGUUCGGGAAUGCAGAUAAUGAAAAUGUGAUGAAAAAGACAAGACCAAAGUCUGCGAAGGCAGCAGAAGCAGUAUUGACUGGAGAACAGGCAUUCAUUCCUUCUCAACAGUUACAGUUACGUAAAGCUUUGGCAGAACGGCUUAAAAUGGAGGUUGUAGAUAAGAACAGGAAAUAGUUCCACUUGUUAUUUUUUUAUUUUAAAUUUAUAUUAUAUAUGUGGAUAAUUUUAUUUUUUUUU
Messenger RNA from Harmonia axyridis, 1289 nucleotides. RefSeq names its product cilia- and flagella-associated protein 36. Gene Ontology annotation, cellular component: axoneme; ciliary base. The transcript has 8 exons. The record is from RefSeq and is a predicted model, not a curated record. Bases 117 to 1226 code for a protein of 369 amino acids. Lineage: Eukaryota; Metazoa; Arthropoda; Insecta; Coleoptera; Coccinellidae.